GUGCGUCUUAUUGUCAGCCAGCAAAUGCCUGAUGAUCAGUGCCCAGCAGUGUCAGCCAGCAGUGCCACCCACCUGUGCCCAUCAGUGCCACCCAUCAAUGCCCAUCAUUGCUGCAUAGCACUGCAGCAUCAACAGUGACUCCUCAUCAAUGCCCACCAAUGCCGCCUCAUCGGUGCAGCCUAUCAGUGCCCAUCAGUGCUGCCUAUCCAUGCCACCUCAUCAGUGCCCAUCAGUGCUGCAUAUCAAUGCCCAUCAGUGCUGCUUAUCAGUGCAGCCUCAUCAACACACAUCAUUG
Molecule: messenger RNA, 295 nt
Organism: Staurois parvus
Lineage: Eukaryota; Metazoa; Chordata; Amphibia; Anura; Ranidae
Source: the annotation of a GenBank genome assembly